Aquila chrysaetos chrysaetos is the source of this 3059-nucleotide messenger RNA. It is a transcript of the gene GPR22, whose product is annotated as G protein-coupled receptor 22. Gene Ontology annotation, biological process: G protein-coupled receptor signaling pathway. Gene Ontology annotation, cellular component: membrane. The transcript has 3 exons. Lineage: Eukaryota; Metazoa; Chordata; Aves; Accipitriformes; Accipitridae. The record is from RefSeq and is a predicted model, not a curated record. The coding region runs from base 1477 to 2778 and encodes 433 amino acids. Gene Ontology annotation, molecular function: G protein-coupled receptor activity; peptide binding.
UCAUUCUGCAAAAGCUGCCCAUCGCAAGCUUUCCUCUCAGAAGCACUGCUUUUCUUUUUUAGAAAGCUUGAAUCUCAGUGGUGUCUCUGGAGACAAGAAGCCUUCAGUAUGUUAAAUUACUUUCAUUAUGUAUUUUCAGAUGCUUAUUGAUUCUACAGUAGGAAGAGUGGGAGACUGCAGCAGCCUGUAAACCAGAACUAAAGCAGUUGUAUACAUUAGCAGUAUGCUGAAACAAUGGCACAGUACAGGCACAAAUUUUCAUUAAGGUCAUUUUUUGAAGAUAUGCUUAUUACCCUCUUUCCCUUCUACUCUGCUAACAAGUGAACAAAAUGAAUCCCUCCAACCUGGAACUGCUUCACCUGCAUCGAGAAUUUAUCAAAUCUUUAGUGGAGGGCAUGCAGCAACUAAUUCAGUUUUACAACUGACAAUAUGAAGAAUGCAGUUGACCGGGUAUCUUUCUAGCUGUAUGACCUACAAGCAGCAGGAUGCAUCACUAAAAUGUAUUCUUAAGACAUAAAGGAAUUAGAAACAAAACAUGGAACACACUUGUAUUACCAUUUACGUGCAUGACACUUCAACAAUAUACAUGGAAGACUAACACAUCUGCUCAGAUUUUCAUUAAAAGAAGAGUGCAAUGAUUGAUUCUUAAAAUGGUGAGCAUUUCUUAAAGAGGGAUUUAUAAUUUAAACCCAGAAUUGUGGAAACUACUGAUGCAUGAAGAAACAAUGAAACAUGAAUUCCCAAAAGGAGAAUAUGCAUACUUCACCAGCAAGCUGAAUAAGGGUUUAACCAAGCUUUUUCUAUACUACUUAUUAAAUAACUUAUUUGUCAUAAUGACUAAUGGAUAAUUUUUCUCUCAAUUUUAUGGUCUGUUAUGUAUUCUCCUUAAAUGAAAAUAAACCAAAUUAGGUAACUCACGAUUACUCUCAAAGCACAUGAACUGGAUUUUAUGAUGUAUAGCAACUUCUUUGACUAAGCCAUCACUCAAAAGUAAUGAGCAGGAAUAUUACAGAAAGAAAUACGCAACCAUAAACUAAAGGAUGUCUACAUACACUCUGAACACAGAGAUCAGAAAUUAUUUUUUUUUAAACCUGGAAAAUAAAAACAGGCUACUACAAAAUGCAACAGGGGAAAGAAAUUAACAUCACUUAAAAGAAGGUUUAUUUCUUAUUGCUGGCUUGAAACUCAGAACAGACAAGCAGAAUAUGCACUGGUCUGUAGAAGUAUCUCAGGCAAUUAAGAAGUCCCCAUGUUUAAUCAGAAUUUUUUGCUGCUGAAGUGCUGGAACAAAAAAAAGAGAAAAAAAAAACCUGCAAGGAACGAAAUAAGAGCCCAGCUACCACUUGGUUUCCAGGUUACAGUGCAUGUCAAAUAUCUGUCAGUGACACCAUGUAUCAAUUUAUGACAAGCUGCUGCAAUGAUCUGAAAGGCCCUUGAGGCACAGAGAACAGGAGGAAAAACAACUGCAACAAAAGAAUGUGUUUCUCCCCCAUUCUGGAAGUCAACAUGCAGUCUGAAUCUAACAUUACAGUUCGAGAUGCCAUUGAUGACAUCGACACCAACAUGUACCAACCACUGUCAUAUCCAUUAAGCUUUCAAGUUUCUCUCACUGGAUUUUUGAUGUUAGAAAUUGUUUUGGGACUUGGCAGCAACCUCACCGUGCUGGUACUUUACUGUAUGAAAUCCAACUUAAUCAAUUCUGUCAGUAACAUAAUUACAAUGAACCUUCAUGUACUUGAUGUAAUAAUUUGUGUGGGAUGUAUUCCUCUAACUAUAGUUAUCCUUCUGCUUUCACUGGAGAGUAACACUGCUCUCAUCUGCUGUUUCCAUGAGGCUUGUGUCUCUUUUGCAAGCGUUUCAACUGCAAUCAACGUCUUUGCUAUCACACUGGACCGAUACGACAUCUCCGUAAAACCUGCCAAUCGAAUUCUGACCAUGGGAAGGGCUGUGAUAUUAAUGACAUCGAUAUGGAUCAUUUCACUUUUUUCCUUCCUGAUUCCUUUCAUUGAAGUCAACUUUUUCAGUCUUCAAAGCGCAACUACUUGGGAAAACAAGACACUUUUGUGCGUGAGUACAAACGAGUACCACACUGAGCUAGGAAUGUACUACCACCUUCUCGUUCAGAUUCCAAUCUUUUUCUUCACUGUUAUAGUAAUGCUUAUUACAUACACCAAAAUACUUCAGGCUCUAAAUAUUCGGAUUGGUACAAGAUUUACAACGGGACAAAAGAAGAAGGCUAGAAAGAAAAAAACUAUUUCUUUGACCACUCAGCAUGAGACUACAGAUGUGUCCCACAGCAGUGGAGGAAGAAAUGUCGUCUUUGGCGUAAGGACUUCUGUGUCUGUCAUAAUUGCUCUACGCCGAGCUGUAAAACGACACCGGGAGCGACGAGAACGGCAAAAGAGAGUCUUCAGAAUGUCCCUCUUGAUUAUCUCAACAUUCCUUCUCUGCUGGACACCCAUCUCUGUUUUAAACACCACCAUCUUAUGUUUGGGCCCAAGUGACCUUUUGGUAAAGUUGCGAUUAUGUUUUCUAGUAAUGGCAUAUGGAACAACUAUAUUUCACCCUCUACUUUAUGCAUUCACAAGGCAAAAGUUUCAGAAAGUUCUGAAAAGUAAGAUGAAAAAGCGAGUUGUUUCUAUAGUGGAAGCAGAUCCCAUGCCAAAUAACGCUGUAAUACACAACUCAUGGAUAGAGCCUAAAAGGAACAAAAAGAUUACCUUUGAAGACAACGAAGUAAGGCAGAAAUGUUUAGUACCUCAGGUUGUCACUGACUAGAUUUCAGUAUUCACCAAAACACAUCAAGCGGAAUAUUUGAACAAAUUGUAGAAAAAUACUGCCAAAUAAGAAAAACUUUUUUUAACUAUUGGCGAGACUGUAAAUUUUCAAUAUAUAUGUUAAAUAGAGUAGGUCUUGUAUAUUCGGUUUCUUCAUUAUGUAAGAUAUAUGUUGCAUGGCCGUUUGUUAGCAUAACACCAUGUGUAUAUUUGUCAAAAAUAUUCAAGUCCUCUUUUUUAGAAAAAUAAAUAGCCUUAAAGAAGUGCAAACUUUUAAAAAUA